CAAGAAAACAUGUCUGUUCAGAAAGUAGCUCUCAUUACCGCGAGCUCUGCCGGUGUUGGAGCUCAAGUUGCUCGCGUUCUCGCUCCAGAUUUCCGUGUGGUUGUGAACUAUUCUUCCAAUCGGUCUCGCGCAGAACAACUUUUGGAAGAAUUAAACAGUACCCCAUGCACACAUUCUUCACCCGAAAACCCUCGCUUCCAUCUCCUUCAGGCCGAUGUCUCGUCCAAGGAUGCAGUGGAGAAUCUGGUAAAGGAGACCCUCAAAACCAUGGGACGAUUGGACGUAGUCGUUUCAAACGCGGGCUGGACCCGCAUGACCAACUUCUUGAACAUUGACGAAGGUGUAAAUGAGGACGACUGGGACAAGUGCUUCAUCAUGAACGUCAAAACCCACCUGUGGCUAGCCUACGCCGCGAAAGAAGCAUUGGCGGAAAACGAAGGGACCUUCAUCUCCACAGCAAGCGUUGCCGGCGUCAAGCCAUCAGGUUCGAGCUUGCCCUACGCUGUAACGAAAGCAGCACAGAUCCACCUUGCCAAAAGCCUGGCAGUCAUCCUGGCACCCAAGAUCAGGGUAAAUAGUGUGAGCCCCGGUAUGCUGUUGACGGAGUGGGGAAUGAAAUUUCCCCAGAGCAAGAGAGAUGCCGCGGUUAACAACACGAAGCUGAAGCGACUGGCCACGGUUGAGGAUGUCGCAGAUCAGGUUCGAACGUUGGUCUUGAGUAGGAGCGUCACCGGUCAAAAUCUGGUUUUGGACGGUGGAUCCUCGUUAUAA
Periconia digitata is the source of this 771-nucleotide messenger RNA. The record is from the annotation of a GenBank genome assembly. NCBI's taxonomy places the organism in Eukaryota, Fungi, Ascomycota, Dothideomycetes, Pleosporales, Periconiaceae.